AUGGCCGAGCACACCUUCGACUCUUCUCUCUUUUCCCACACUAUGAACACAUCCACCAUCACAUCAACACCCCUCGCCCCACCUCCAUCAGCCACAUCAUCACACCAACAACAACAGGCAUCAGACACCAUGAUGCCCACAACCAUCAAGAUGGAAAUGAUUGAGAACUGCGACCACUCGCCCUCACCACAACGCUCCGCCUCCAAGUCAUCAGAACCCUCAUCAACACCGGCCCCAGAGAGCAGCGCCUCAAAGCCAGUCAAGAAGCGAAAGUCAUGGGGCCAGGUCCUGCCUGAGCCAAAGACCAGCCUGCCGCCCCGAAAGCGCGCAAAGACCGAGGACGAGAAGGAGCAGCGACGCAUCGAGCGUGUAAAGCGGAAUCGUCUCGCCGCACACAACUCACGUGAGCGAAAGCGACAAGAGUACGAGGUCCUCCAAAACGAAAAGGACGAGCUCGAGGCCAACAUGAGGGCCUACAAGGACAAGAUGGCCCAGAUGGAGGCCGAGCUCCGCUACUACCGAUCAAAGUACCCCGGUGAAGCACCAACAUCAACCCCCUUCGACCUCUCAACAACACACGACUCGUUCAGCACCAUCUGCCCCGCGCAGAUCCCUACAUCCUUCCCCAGCCCCGUAUCCAUGGACUCGAUGGACUCACCCCGUGACUCAUCCUGCCAACCCGAGACUCCCCCGUCAAGCUUCGAGGCCUCGCCCGAAUUCGACUCGACACAAUACUCUGCCGCGGUAUUCAUGGUGGAUUCUUCUUCAGUCGAUGUCUUUGGGUCAACCCUCUUCGACCACAGCUCUACCUCAAGCUCUUAUGGCUUUCUUGACGGCUUUGAUGCAAAGUUCCAUGACUUGCAGAGUGCCUCUGGCGCAACUUCGGUUAGCGACGAGGCCCUCGCAGCGGGAUCACUUUAG
This is a messenger RNA of Bipolaris victoriae FI3, 921 nucleotides long. RefSeq lists its product as hypothetical. The record is from RefSeq and is a predicted model, not a curated record. Lineage: Eukaryota; Fungi; Ascomycota; Dothideomycetes; Pleosporales; Pleosporaceae. Gene Ontology annotation, biological process: positive regulation of transcription by RNA polymerase II. Gene Ontology annotation, molecular function: DNA-binding transcription factor activity, RNA polymerase II-specific. The transcript is spliced from 2 exons. Bases 1 to 921 code for a protein of 306 amino acids.